Messenger RNA from Paramecium tetraurelia, 612 nucleotides. RefSeq lists its product as uncharacterized. The transcript has 2 exons. The record is from RefSeq and is a predicted model, not a curated record. Lineage: Eukaryota; Ciliophora; Oligohymenophorea; Peniculida; Parameciidae.
AUGAACUCAGAAUAUUUUUGGCCUUAAUAUAGAGUGAAGCCUAUUAUUUCAGGAGGGUGUGUUUCAAAUCAAAAUGAACAACUCUAAAAAUUCAAAAUCAAUAUUACAAAUCCUAUGCUAGAUUCUAUUACAUCGAUUAAUUCGGACAUAGAUGAACCAUUAAAAUAAAUAUUAUUACAAGCAGGCUUACAGUAAUAAGAUCUUAACAAUCCCUCUUACAAUUCUUUGUUUCGUUAUCUGUCCCAAGAACCGCUAAAAAACACUACUAAAUUAAUAGCCAAUAAAUAAUAAAGAAAGACAUAGCCUCAAGUACCAAGUAGGCAUUCUACAAUAAUGCCAAAGAAAUCUAUAGUAGUGUCUCAAUUCAAUUUUCAACAUAACAGUUCGAAUGCUUAAAACAAACCCCCUCCCAAACUAUUGAGUAGAUUCCCUGCCAUAGAUUUAAUUGAAUAAAUCUAGACACUAAAUUUAAAACAAAUAGAGUAGCAAUAAGGCUAAGAGGAUGAUAUGGAACCAAAAUUUGCCUUAAAUCUUAUAACAAAUGAAAGAAAUCUGGACUACAGUUUUUCAAGUUAAUCUGAUGAUUUAGACAAUGAGAAAAUAGAUUCUUGA